AUGAGUGUACCCACAUGCCAGCUGGCACUGACAAACUCAAUGAGUGCACCUACAUGGCAGCUGGCACUGACAAACUCAAUGAGUGUACCCACAUGGCAGAUGGCACUGACAAACUCAAUGAGUGUACCCACAUGGCAGCUGGCACUGAUGAACUCAAUGAGUGUACCCACAUGCCAGCGGGCACUGAAAAACUCAAUGAGUGUACCCACAUGCCAGCUGGCACUGACAAACUCAAUGAGUGUACCCACAUGGCAGCUGGCACUGACAAACUUAAUGAGUGUACCAACAUGGCAGCUGGCACUGACAAACUUAAUGAGUGUACCCACAUGGCAGCUGGUACUGACAAACUCAAUGAGUGUACCCACAUGGCAGCUGGCACUGACAAACUCAAUGAGUGUACCCACAUGGCAGCUGGCACUGACAAACUCAGUGAGUGUACCCACAUGGCAGCUGGCACUGACGAACUCAAUGAGUGUACCCACAUGGCAGCUGGCACUGACGAACUCAAUGAGUGUACCCACAUGGCAGCUGGCACUGACGAACUCAAUGAGUGUACCCUCAUGCCAGCUGGCACUGACAAACUCAAUGAGUGUACCCACAUGGCAGCUGGCACUGACGAACUCAAUGAGUGUACCCUCAUGCCAGCUGGCACUGACAAACUCAAUGAGUGUACCCACAUGGCAGCUGGCACUGACAAACUCAAUGAGUGUAUCCACAUGCCAGUGA
This is a messenger RNA of Candidula unifasciata, 726 nucleotides long. The record is from the annotation of a GenBank genome assembly. Lineage: Eukaryota; Metazoa; Mollusca; Gastropoda; Stylommatophora; Geomitridae.